Seminavis robusta is the source of this 564-nucleotide messenger RNA. NCBI's taxonomy places the organism in Eukaryota, Bacillariophyta, Bacillariophyceae, Naviculales, Naviculaceae. The record is from the annotation of a GenBank genome assembly.
AUGGCGACCACUCCCAACAACGAAUCGGCAGCGCCACAAAAUUUGCCGACAGCCGUGGAGUUUGAACCACCUCUUGCCUGCGUAAGACGCAUUCUCAAGACGACCCUUCCAGCAUCGACCAACGUGGGCAAAGACGCAUCCGCUGCAUUUGCUCGUUCGGCGGGGAUCUUUAUCAUUUACUUGACCGCCUGUGCCAAUGACUUUGCUCGAGAGAAUCGACGACAAACCAUCACGGCCAAUGAUGUCUUGGCGGCGUGCAAGGAACUAGACUUUGAAGAAUUCACACCCAAAUUGGAGGAAUUUUUGGAAUCGUACCGAGCCAAUGAAAAGAGAAAGAAAGACGCCAAAGCCAAGGCUGCCUCUGUGAAGGCCAUGGACGAAAGCAGCAAACCCGCUACACCACAAUCUACGGCCAGCGUCAAUAAUCCACCACGACAGGAAAAGGACGACGAGAGUACGGAAGAAGAAGUCGCCACGGAAGAAGAAGACAAUGCGGAAGAGGACCAUACAGCAGCCGCUGAACCACCCAGCAAGAAACAAAAAAUGGACGAGGGAGAAGAAUAA